Messenger RNA from Cucumis melo (muskmelon), 798 nucleotides. RefSeq names its product putative disease resistance protein RGA1. Lineage: Eukaryota; Viridiplantae; Streptophyta; Magnoliopsida; Cucurbitales; Cucurbitaceae. The coding region runs from base 1 to 798 and encodes 265 amino acids. The transcript has a single exon. The record is from RefSeq and is a predicted model, not a curated record. Gene Ontology annotation, molecular function: ADP binding.
AUGGCUGAAUCUAUUAUCUUCGCCGUUGCUGGAAACAUGAUAACCAAAAUGGGCUCUCUAGCACUCCGAGAGCUUGGAUUGUCAUGGAGAAUCAAUGAUGAGCUCGACAAACUCCAAGGCACUCUUUCUGCCAUUAGAGCCGUGCUUCUCGAUGCUGAGGAGCAGCAGUCCAAGAGCCACGCAGUCAAGGAUUGGAUUUCAAAGCUUAAAGAUGUUUUCUAUGACAUUGACGACUUGGUUGAUGAGCUCUCUUAUGAAACCUUGAAAAAGCAAGUUCUUACUGAAAGUAGAAGAACCACCAAACAUGUACGUAUCUUCUUCUCUAAAUUUCAUCAGGUUUCAUUUGGUCUCAAAAUGGGUCAACAAAUUAAAGAAGUUAGGGAGAAACUAAAUGCUAUUGCUGAUGAUAAAGAUAAACUCCACCUUUCCAUGCGUAUGGGGGAGAUACAAGGCGAUGAGUUGAGAAAGAUACGUGAGACUUCAUCUUUUAUUCCUGAGGGAGAAGUGAUUGGUAGGGAUGACGACAAGAAAGUUAUUAUAGAUUUUCUAUUGGAUACCAAAACCAAAAAGGAUAAUGUUGAAGUGAUUUCCAUAGUUGGUAUGGGAGGAUUAGGAAAGACCGCACUUGCUCAAUCUGUCUAUAAUGAUGAGAAGAUAAACAAACAUUUUCAAUUGAAAUUAUGGGUCUGUAUUUCUGAAGAAUUUAAUGUCAGGACAAUUGUUGGAAAUAUAAUAGAGCUUUUCGAGGAAAAGAAACUUGAACCCCUCCAAUUGGAUAAAUUACAAAGUAUGCUUUGA